Molecule: messenger RNA, 1438 nt
Organism: Durio zibethinus
Lineage: Eukaryota; Viridiplantae; Streptophyta; Magnoliopsida; Malvales; Malvaceae
Source: RefSeq, a predicted model, not a curated record
AUCUUGUUGAGCUCUUUAAAAUAUGAAUAGUAUAAGGGCAGAAAUCUGAAGUAAUGGCUGCAAUUCCCUUCAGUUCCAUGGGCUUUGAUUAAGAAAAAUAAAGCAUCUGCGACUCAGCUCAGUUUCAGGACCUGAUACCAUAAAAAGUGGCUGGCUCUUCUGAAUGGAUAGAGUUUCGUGGUCGAACCUCCCUGAGGAUCUCUUGGUAAAGAUCGGUAAAUAUCUGGACGCUCUCUUCGAUGUCAUCCGAUUUCGUAGUGUCUGUAGAAGAUGGCGAUAUUCACUCUCUUUUCUUCACAUCAAUUCGCAUCUUGAAUUUCCUGGGAUGACAGAUCGCAAUCCCCAAACCUCUUUUGCAGGGUAUGUCUCAAAAUCUUCAUACCUCGUUAAAAACACUGUCUAUAUUCUUAAUCAAUAUGCAACCCCUUCUCCUAUUUCAAUGCCAUGGUUGCUCAAACUUGAAGAAACCGAAGAGGGUAAGCUUCGCAUUAUAAAUCCCAUGUCGAAUAGCCCUGUUAAGGAUUUACCAUCCACAUUCCCCAACGUUUUAAACUUGCUUGACUUCCCAAUUCUCGAAGUAAGCAGAGGGUAUAUUAGGAAAGACACGUUUAAAAGAGUGGAACAUGCUACAUCUAUUGUAACAAAAGCAGUUAUGUUGCCAGAGUCUGGCAGGGUUAGCAUACACGACGAUUUCAUGGUUCUCAAUCUUUGCCAAGAUGGAGGGUUGAUUCUUUGGAGAAACGGAGAUGAUGAGUUGAAGCAAAUAAAUGAGCACGAGUUUCACUAUGAUGACAUUGCGGUUUAUAAAGGGCGUUUUGUUGCUGUAGAUAGAUGGGGAACCGUUUCCUUAGUUGAUUCUUCCUCGCAGUUAAUAAAAUACACUCCUCCCAUUUUCAAUGGCGGUAGCAAGAAGCAUUUGGUUGUGACUUCUGAAGAUCUUUAUGCAGUUGAUAGAUACCUUGAUCGAGCCCGGACAACUCGAAAUCCUUAUAAGAAAGAGGAUGCAAAGGUGGUUGCUUUUAAGGUGUAUAAGUUGGAUGAAGAGUGGGGAUGGACAGAGGUGACAAGUUUAGAUAAUCGGAUUUUGUUCAUAGGCGAGGGAUUAAACUUCUUUGUUCCGAUUGGGGAACUUAGGGGAUGUAAUGGAAAUUGCAUUUAUUUUGUAGAUGAGGAUCGUACUUGGUACAAUGAUGACGAUGAUGCACUUGUAGGAUCAACAGGUCAUGGCAUUGCUGUUUUCAACUUGGUGAAUGGUAGGAUUGGGAAGCUAUCAUCUUUCCCUGGCUACUCUGAGAUGUUUUGGCCUCCUCCAUCUUGGUUCACUGCAAAUUAAUAUCCAUCAUGAAAUUAGAUGCGUUCAAGCUACCAAAUUGAGCGAUACUUCUACAGUCCCUGAAUGGUAAGAAAAAUCCAAAGGCUUGGCUUCAGUUGAUGCAUC